This is a messenger RNA of Odontomachus brunneus, 882 nucleotides long. It is a transcript of the gene mRpL22, whose product is annotated as 39S ribosomal protein L22, mitochondrial. Bases 163 to 834 code for a protein of 223 amino acids. Gene Ontology annotation, biological process: translation; ribosome assembly. The record is from RefSeq and is a predicted model, not a curated record. NCBI's taxonomy places the organism in Eukaryota, Metazoa, Arthropoda, Insecta, Hymenoptera, Formicidae. The transcript is spliced from 4 exons. Gene Ontology annotation, cellular component: ribosome; mitochondrial large ribosomal subunit. Gene Ontology annotation, molecular function: structural constituent of ribosome.
UUAGUAUGUAUCGAUUCAUAUUGAGGUUAGAUAGUUUCAUACGAGUAGUGUGAAGGUUUAGUUUGUGCUGAUAAAAAUCGAUAUAAAUUCAUACAACAAAGCACAAUUAAGAACAUAAGUGCUGGAUACGAUUGUAAAUUGGUAAUUUCUUACACAAAGAAAAUGCAAAAUAUUCGCCAAUGUAUGAAAUAUCUAGCAUUAUGUAGUAGAUCUAUCAUAAAUAAGACAUGUAUUUUAUCAAAUGCAACAAGGACAAGCAAUUUUAUACCAGCAUGCAGUUUACAUCUUUCUUCGACAUGCAACACAAACUUAAGAAAAUACAAGUCCCCGAAUUUUUUUCUUCAAUAUAACAAGACCAUUUUCCCACCACAAAAGCCUGAUGAACCAAGAAGACCUGCUUAUGUAUGUCAUAUGAAAGCUAAUAUCAAGUAUAGUCUUAAAAAAAUGUGGUAUAUCGCAUCUUUCGUGAGAGGUAUGUCAGUGGAUGAAGCUGUGAAACAAUUGAGCUUUAUAUCCAAAAAAGGUGCUGCGAUUGCAAAAGAAGUUAUUUUAGAAGCUCAACGCUUAGCUGUGGAGGAACACAAUGUAGAAUAUAAAAGCAAUUUAUGGAUAGCAGAGUCAUUUACAACCAAAGGUGUAGUAGUAAGAGGUAUACGGCGUCAUGCUAAAAUGCGCAUGGGACAUAUCCGUUAUGGAUAUUGCCACUAUUUUGUACGCUUAGAAGAAGGACCACCCCCGAAACAUUAUUAUCUACCGGAGCCUAAGAGUGGUGAAGAGUUGUUGGAAGACUGGUUAAAGCAAAUGCAUAUGCGUAAAGUGUCGAGUUCUCUGUAAUUACUGAUAUAUGGAAAUUAAUAUACACAAAUAUACAUGAAUAUGUAA